AUGAAAAUUGCAGCGUUUUUGCUUUUUGCUGCUUCAGAAGCUUAUCCUCCAGCAGAUAUUGAAAAUCCCGGAGAGAGUAAAACUUGUGCAAAUGAAGUUGCAGAAGAUGAUUGUAAAAUUCCUUUGAACCUGUUUUUUGUUCCGUUUGUCCCUAUAGUCGAGAAAACAUGCACUAAUAAAGCAGCAGAUGGCGAUUGCGAGCGACUGUUAGUUCAGAAAAAUGGCACUUGCGAUAAUUUUGAAGUUGAGCAGUUGAAAAAUUGUGAAGGUACUUGUAACAAGUGUUACGAAGACCCAACGGAAGCUCCACCUACGGUCAAAGUGGAAAUAACUACAGUGCCCCCUACUCUCGACGAUUUUGUCAACCAAGAUAAUUACGUAGAUGAGUACAAUGACGCAGCUUCUGAAGGAAUUCUCCCCGAUCACGGUCAAAAUGGUGUGAACGUCGGCUACCCAAUGGGCUAUCCGUAUCCGGGCUACCCGUACCCGUAUCCAGCGGGAUAUCCUUACCCACAAGCACCAGGGACAAAUGGCGCUCUGCCGCCUUACAUGGCUCAACCAACCACAGUAAAGCCAGGCAAGCCGACAAAGAAACCACCAUCGUGGGCCGACGAAAACGACAAAAAUGAAACACUCAAUCCAACAGGCGCGAUCGAUAAAGAUGGUAAAACAAACAUCAACGUCCCUGUUCUCGCCAGUGGUAUGCCUUCUAUGCUCAUCCCUAUUUGGGUGGUUAUUCUCAUCGUUGUCGCCUUGAUCGUUCUUCUCAGUGGCUGCUGCUGGUGUUCAUUGAAAGUUCACGGAGGUUACCUCCGAAGAAGAUUCCGAAAUGACACACGAAAACAAACCAAAGAAGCAGAAAAUCGAAUCAAAGACUUGGAAAACGAGCUCUCCGCGAUGCGUACAGUUGCCAAAGAGAAGAAUGAGCAACACGCGAAAGAGCUUCAAGAAGAGAAAGACACACUGAACGCAAAAAUCAAAGAACUCCAAGCUGAAGUUCAAGCAACUGCGGAUCAAAUUCCAUCUUACGAAGAAGCAUCGAACUUCCAAGAUUUAAACAUGGAAAGAAUCAAGGGCACGACAAUGACAAAUUUUGAUGACAUCGAAUCGGUGCCGAAACAUUUCGAUGAGACCUCUAUGAACGCCUCCAUCGCGCGCCAUUUCAACGAAGCGCUGAAGAAAGCCGAUGUUCCAAAGAAUAAUCCAGUCGACGACAACACUUCUGUCGCACCGUCGCAGAUGGAAUCAGUCAUGACAGUAACUGAAUCUCAGCAACAACGACAGCGAGUUGAGAGCUUGAACUCACGAGAAGCCGCUUACGCAUACAAAGAACAUUACCAGCCGCCUCAAAUCAGUAAGGAUGAAUUUGAUGACACGAAAAAUGAGCUUGAUGAUACUAAAAAAGCAAUGAAAGAUCUCCAGGGAAUGGUCAGAAGCUUGAUUGGUACAGUCGCAGAUCAACACGACGCUACUGAAGCGUUGAGGAAAAAACUGAAUGAGAAGCCACAGAAUGUUGGUCCUCCUGCUCCUCCGCCAGUUAAAAUUACUACUCCAGCUGUUCCCCCAGCUCCAAAACCUCAUACUUACGAGAAUACCGCUACUGUUGAUGACAAGUAUGGUCAUCUUGCUCCAGCCCAGCCUCCAUCAGCCCCUGCUCCAGUCCCGACAUCAGCCGCAGACAAGCCGCCAACAAAAGAGUUCAUUACGCCAAUUCAUGCAUAUUUCAAGCCAGGUCUUCCCACAGGAGUCGCACCAGCAAUUCCAAACGUUCCUCCGAAAACAACGAAUCCUUCAAAUGCUCCCCCUGAAUUCUCGUUCUCAGAAGCAGCUCCAAACCCACCAACAAGAAAGUUCAACAAGCCGGAUUGGGACGCUUCUGUAAAAGUGGCCCCUCCCAAACCUCCAAGUGUGACUUCAUUCGAGAGGAUGCACAUGGAGUUGACCAAAAGACACCAAGAACAACCCAUUCCGCCUCAAGACUUCGACACACGCUCAAUGGCGUCUGUCGCAACUACAGCCAAUCAAACAUUCAUUUCUGAAGUGACCAGUGAAUAUCAAGCCGCGGUUGGUAAAAGCAUGAGAGAUGACAGUCAAACGAGUGGACAGUAUUAUGAAAACUUUUCAGUGUCAGAAAAUCCGAUGGGCCGUUCCCGAAUGAGCUCAAUGACUGAAACAAGCUACACUCAGGAUCAAACGACAACACAGUUUGACUCAGACAACUCUCAGAAAUCAGUCGUUGAAAAUUCUCGGGCUACUACGCGACCUCCAGUUUACGGAACACAGGAGCAAGUACUUGACAUUCCAGAGUCAAGGGCUACAAUGAACAACUUUAUAAAUCGAAUUCCUACUGCUGCUUCUCGUGACCGAUUUACAACUCAUAUGAGCUCAUUGGAGGAAAAGUGGGGAAAGAUCAACCAUCAAUUGAAUUACAGUGAGCCAGAAAAUGAAAAACUUUCGAAACAAAUGUUCUCCCUCGGCAUGGAUAUUCUGAAGCCAAAUGGUACCGAAAACAUAAUCGAAAUUGGCCGAAAACUCGGUGAUCUCGGAACAAAGCUCGCUGCAGAAGAUCCUCGCGCUGGAACUCUCAAUACAUUUACUAAGAACGUGCUUUUUACCGCCAUUUUCAUGAAUAAGCAGCCGACUGGCAAUGAAAUGUUCCAGACAAGUUAUCACAGCUUACUUGAGACUGCAGAUCAGAUGAUGGGACUUCUUUCGCAGCAGUUCAAAGAUGCACAUGUAACAAAAGCCAAACCAUUAGCAAGUGCUACUUUCCCAGCGGAGUCCAUCGAAUCAGGAUUGACAACCUCGGCAACAACUGCAAGCUCCUCGAGCUCAUCAUCGGAGGAAGAAGAGGAAGCAUCAGAAGCUAAUCCUAGCGAAAACAUAGAAAAGACUGUCGAUGAUCUUUUUAAUUCCGCCGUUGCCUCAGUUCCAGUUCCACAACAAAAAGCUAAUGAUGAAAACAAAGAAGAAGAAGAAAGUUCAAGUGACAGUUUUUCAACAUCAAGUGAGUCGGAGGAUGAAGCUUAG
This is a messenger RNA of Oikopleura dioica, 3030 nucleotides long. NCBI's taxonomy places the organism in Eukaryota, Metazoa, Chordata, Appendicularia, Copelata, Oikopleuridae. The record is from the annotation of a GenBank genome assembly.